UUCAUCCACCCGUUACAAAAAUUGAUCCAUCGAUCGAUCGCGGAGAUGGCGUCGGAGAAGCACUUCAAGUACGUCAUCCUCGGCGGCGGCGUCGCGGCGGGAUACGCCGCGAGGGAGUUCGCCAAGCUGGGCCUCCAGCCCGGGGAGCUCGCCAUCAUCUCCAAGGAAUCCGUUGCUCCGUAUGAGCGCCCGGCGCUCAGCAAGGGCUACCUCUUCCCACAGAAUGCCGCCAGGCUUCCGGGGUUCCACACCUGCGUCGGGAGCGGCGGGGAGAAGCUCCUGCCGGAAUGGUACACGGAGAAAGGCGUUGAGUUGAUCCUCAGCACGGAAAUUGUCAAGGCUGAUCUUGCCUCCAAGACAUUGACCAGUGCAGCUGGACCAACCUUUACCUAUGAGACCCUGCUCAUUGCCACCGGCUCCUCGACCAUAAAGCUCACUGACUUCGGUGUUCAAGGAGCAGAAGCAAACAACAUCUUGUAUCUGAGGGAUAUCGAUGAUGCCGACAAGUUGGUUGCAGCUAUGCAGGCAAAGAAGGACGGAAAGGCCGUCGUUGUCGGAGGUGGCUACAUAGGACUUGAGCUCAGCGCAGCAUUGAAGAUCAACAAUUUCGAUGUCACUAUGGUGUACCCAGAGCCGUGGUGCAUGCCCCGUCUCUUUACUGCCGGCAUCGCUCAUUUCUACGAGGGCUACUACGCUAGCAAAGGAAUCAACAUUGUGAAGGGCUCCUACGCAACUGGUUUUGAUGCUGAUGCUAAUGGCGACGUUACUGUUGUCAAGCUGAAGGAUGGAAGAACACUCGACGCGGACAUCGUCAUCGUUGGGGUCGGUGGCAGGCCACUGACAGGCCUCUUUAAAGGCCAAGUUGACGAGGAGAAAGGUGGACUCAAGACUGACACAUUCUUCGAAACGAGCGUCGCCGGUGUGUACGCCAUUGGUGAUGUGGCCAGCUUCCCCAUGAAGCUCUACAACGAGCCGAGGAGAGUGGAGCACGUCGACCAUGCUCGGAAAUCAGCCGAGCAGGCCGUCAAGGCGAUCAAGGGCAAGGAGUCCGGCGAGACGGUGGCAGAGUACGACUACCUGCCCUACUUCUACUCCAGAUCGUUCGACAUUGCGUGGCAGUUCUACGGCGACAACGUCGGCGAGUCGGUGCUGUUCGGGGACAAUGACCCAGCGGCGGCCAAGGCCAAGUUCGGCACAUAUUGGGUCAAGGACGGCAAGGUCGUCGGCGUGUUCCUCGAGGGCGGGUCGGCCGACGAGUACCAGGCCAUCGCUAAAGUCGCUAGGGCCCAACCUCCGGUGUCAGACCUGGAGGCCCUCGGGAAAGAAGGGCUCGAUUUUGCCGCCAAGAUAUGAUGAUUUGUCUAUGUACGUCUGUACAUUUUGUGUCUGUCUACGCUUCCUAGUUCUUAGCUCAGAAAUGAGGUUUGAUUUUCUUUUUUGGAAUUUGAUGUUGGGAGUAAUAACACUACUAUGGUUUGAUUCCAAUAAUGUUCAUAGCUUCGGUUUUAUUUA
Lolium rigidum is the source of this 1512-nucleotide messenger RNA. Its product is annotated as monodehydroascorbate reductase 4, cytosolic. The transcript has 10 exons. Bases 46 to 1353 code for a protein of 435 amino acids. Gene Ontology annotation, cellular component: cytoplasm. Gene Ontology annotation, molecular function: flavin adenine dinucleotide binding; oxidoreductase activity, acting on NAD(P)H. The record is from RefSeq and is a predicted model, not a curated record. Lineage: Eukaryota; Viridiplantae; Streptophyta; Magnoliopsida; Poales; Poaceae.